AUGCGGGGAACAAGAGAUGAAAAGAAUUCAAAAGAAAAGUCAAAGAACAGUCGUCUAAUUAUUCUGUUUUACUUUUUAGUUGAGUUUGCGAUAUUAUUAUUGUACGGAGUAGUUGAAUUGAGAUGGGCAGGAAAUAUUCUGCAAGGAAAUCAUGUUCACCAGCAUCAGGCAAGUAUCAAUCUCAUGGGAAUGGAGGCUGAACUAUAUGAAGCAGCAUCAUCCGGUUCAUUUGAAGAGGUCAGUCGUAUAUCGAAUUGGAGAGAACAAGAAACGGCUACUGGAAACAAUAUUCUCCAUGUUCAUGUGGGGAAACCGCUCCACAACAAGGAAGAGUAUAAGAGAAAAGGGUUAGUUCUCACUGAGUUUAUCGAAAAGUUAUUGAAGGACGAAGAAGGGAGUAUAGCAGGAUACAAAUUGAUGUGGAAGUUGAACAUCAAUGGGGAUACGCCACUGCAUCUGGCUGCAAGGUUCGGGCAUGACAAGGCAGUCCAAGCAUUCCUUGAACGAGCUAAAGAGGUGAAUCAAGAGGAGGUGUCCAGCAUGCUGAACAAGAAAAAGGAUACCGCUUUGCAUGAGGCAGCUCGUGCUGGUCAUGCUGCUGCGGUGGAACUGCUACUGAAGGCGAAUUCCAAUUGCCCGCAUGAGCCAAAUGAAGACGGUGAGACUCCCCUAUAUCUGGCUGCCGAGAGGGGAUGUACUUCUUCAGUGAUUAUUAUACUAGACAUUUGCAAUCCCUCAGCUUUGUCUUAUCAGCAGAAGGGUCCUUGUGGUCGAACUGCUCUUCACGCAGCUGUACAAUGGGGAAAGCCAGAAAUGGUGAUGAGGAUAUUGGAGAAAGAUAGGUCGCUAAUCAGAAUUCAGACAGAUGAAGGACUAACUCCACUCCACUGCGCUGCUGCGGAGAUCCACAAAUUGGAGCUUAUGGAGAUACUUCUACAAUAUGACAACAUUGAUAAGGGAUCAUCAGCAGUGUAUAUUAGAGACAACAUGGGCCGAACUGCACUUGACAUUGCAAUGCUCCGGUGGAAUUGGAACGUUAUAAAGAAGCUCAUAGCGUCCUGUCCAGACAGCAUAGAAAUGGUGGAUAAUUCAGGACAGAAUGUGGUACACUAUGUUGCCAAAUGGACUUGUCUUGCUAAGAUGGUCCGGGUUCUGAGUAUUGGAAAUCUUGACAAGCUUAUUAACGACAAGGAUGUGGAUGGUAAUACGCCUCUCCAUCUUCUUGCUGCCUAUAAUCUCCAUGUUCCUCACAAAGGUUUGCAUUUUUGUCUGAGCCACCUACCGCGUUUCAUCAAGGAUUACCCACACGUGGACCUCAAGGCAUAUAAUAAACAAAACCUUACCGUUGGAGAUAUCAUGGUUACGUAUGACAACUUGCUACGUCAGGAACGUAUUUUAGUAGGACGCAGAUGUAAGGCAACUCCAAGGGGAAGGCGAAUGAACACAUAUGAAAGCGAUAUUGAUGUUGAGAAAGAAACUUAUUGCAACAGUAUCUUUCACUGCUGGUUUUACCUUACCUGGUGGUUUCGAUCAAAAUGCAGGUAAAAGUAUGGGAAUGGCAGUGCUAAAGAGUAAGAGUUUGUUCAAAGUGUUCUUGGUUUCAGACGCGAUAGCCUUUAUAUCCUCCACAAUUGCAAUACUCAACUACUUUGUGCUAGUAACUCAGGAUGCCAUUGCCAAUGGGACUACUCAAAAUCUCUCAUUUUGGGGCCUUAUCACGAGCACGAUUUCAUUGGGUGCAUUAAUGAUAGCAUUCCUCGCAGGUGUGUUUGUCGUAUUACCUAAAUCAAUCACCCUCGUCGUUGUGAUCUCUGCCUUGUCUGUGAUUUUCUUUUUGACAUAUUGCCGCCUAAUUCUUCGAACUAUACGAACUGCAAAGCAUUACUACCGAAGAUUUGAUGCUCGGAAUCAUCGUGUCCUCCAAUAAUAUGAAAACAAACUUCCUCCGAGAACUGAAAGGGGGGCUGCAAGAUCCAAGAAAAGCGUGAGUCAUGUUGCCUGUUGGGGUUGUAUUUUGAAAUCAGUAAAGCUAAGCACUAGGCAGUGUUUCAGAUGUAUUUCCAUUAGUCUGUUAGCCUCUCAACUGUGUAAAGGUAACUAUUCAUUUGUUGGAAGGGAGUGAGAAAUGUAGGAACUGUUCUCUUGUAGAAGAAACUAUUCCCUCCAUCUGAAAUUACUAAUCUUGUAUGCAUACAUAUUCUGCAGAACGUAGUAAGCCAGUAAGGAAAAGUGCAGUGACAUUGAACGGAAAGGCAUUGUUUGGCAAUUAUAGUUUAAAUGCUUACGGUUUGCAUUA
Molecule: messenger RNA, 2296 nt
Organism: Spinacia oleracea (spinach)
Lineage: Eukaryota; Viridiplantae; Streptophyta; Magnoliopsida; Caryophyllales; Amaranthaceae
Product: ankyrin repeat-containing protein At5g02620
Exons: 4
Coding region: 1-1545 (514 amino acids)
Cellular component (GO): plasma membrane
Molecular function (GO): protein binding
Source: RefSeq, a predicted model, not a curated record